ACGACUUCUGCCAUGCCGGGCGGGAUUGGCCUCAUCCAGCUUCCGAGCUGCCGUCAGCCUUCUCCACCCGUCCAGGUGAGAUUUACCUUUUUCUCCAACUCUCCAGGUAGGUUUUGGCUUUUUCAGCUCUUUCGGUGGGAUUCAUAAUUGAUUUUCCAGGUAACUUUUCUCUUUUUCUUCAAUUCUCCAGGUGGGAUUUGCCUUCUCUAAUCCUGGUGGGAUUCACGUUUGAGUUGCCAGGUGACAUUUACCUUCUCUAACUCUCUAGGUAGGAUUUACCUUCUCCGGCCCCUGAUAGGAUUCAGCUCCUCCAGCUCCUCGCAGGUUUAACCUAGGUCACUCUGAGAAGGAGCAAGGACUUCCCAAGCCGAAAACGGUGCAGAAAUGGAAAUGAGCAGAAGCAACGAAUGUGGUUUUCCUCUAGUGGCAGAGAGAGAAGCGGAAGUUUUGUCCCAGUUACAGCAAGAUGCUGCACUCGCAGUAAUGUCCAGGUUUGGCUUUUCGUCCAGCUCCUCGGGCGAAGACGACUCAUCUGAUUCUGAUGUUUCCCUGUUGGCCCAAUGCAGGGAGAAAGAUGGUUGCAGCCACUGUCGGAGGGACAAGAAUCUUCCAGAAGUGACCGUGCCAGAGAUCAUUUGGCAUGAGAACGGCAAGAAGAGAGCCUACAGAGUUUCUUUCCCCGGUGCUGGCUCGUUCCGGUGCUCUGAAACCGAUCUGUGUUUCAACGUGAAGGCAGCAGUCAGUCUGAAAUAUGAAUAUGGCUCCUGGCGGCAACACCUGCGGGGAGCUGAUGCUGAAAAAUGGAUGUUUGUUGGCCCCUUGUUCAACAUCCAGGCAGAGCCGGCUGAUGCCGUGGGCGCCGUCUACCUGCCGCACUUCGUGUGCCUUAGAGGACAAGACGACACUUCCGAGAUGCGAAUUGGCCACUUUGUUGGUGGAAAGCUGGUCCUGGAGAUACCAGUGGAGGUGCAGCCGUUCCACGCGGUACUGGAAGAUCCCAGCUUCUCCUUUCUGGGGGUGAUUUGGAGGAAGAUAACUUCAGUUCUCCAUUUGCCUCUCCACUCCCUCGUGCUGAUCUAUCAUGCCACCAGGAAGGAACCUGUCACCCUCCAUCUCUAUCUGAUCCCUGAUGACCACUCCAUAAAGCAGGCGAUUGAAGCGAAAGAGAUGUCCGUGUCCUACCGGGUGGAUAAACCGCCUCUGACCAAACAUCUCAACUGUGGGAGGUCCUAUGUUGUUUCUGGCUCACCGACUGUAGCCAUACAACCCAAGACCCUGGACUUCCAUCUCAGAGGCGCAGAUGAGCAGCAAAUCUUCAGUGAAAUCUAUGUUGGUGUCAUGGCAGAGAAAGUCAAACUCAGUUUGAAAGACAGAAGAAAGGCCAGGUCCGUGUGGCACACGGUGCUGAGGCAAGGAGACAUUAUGCACAGCGGGGCAGGCGCAGAUGGGCCAUGUGCGAGUCACUGGAUCCCUGGAUUGCAGCGCAGCAGGCCAGGCUUGGGGAACAGAGGACCAAUCCCAGGGGCAUCUGCUCAAGUGUUAGGAGCGACAGAGAAACAUUUUGUCGAUCGGCACCGAGUGGAGCUGAUUGAGCGUGUUGUUGAAGUGAAAGGUGUCCUGGAUCUCCUGCUUGAGGACGUUCUGGACUUUGAGCAAUACCAAAGAAUUUUGGCGGAGAAAACGUCCCACAGUAGGAUGCGUGAGCUGUUCAGGCUGAUGCCGAGCUGGACGUCCCAGUGCAAGGACCGCGUCUACGAAGCCCUGAAGAAGAAGCACCCAUACCUCAUUGAAGACCUUGAGAAGUAAUUUCUGGAAGCAAUGACUGCUCUGCAAUGCAGAACAGUCCUUCCACAGAGGAGCAAAGUCACUCCGGGCAGCUCACAAGUGACUUGACAAAUCGCAGCAUCCCUGAAUCACAGAAUCAAUGUGUUGUGGAGGUUGGAAAGCCCCUCUGGAGAUCAUCUACCCUCACCCCCUUUCUCAUAGCAGGGUCACCUAGAGCAGGUUGCCCAGGACUGUGUCCAGUCAGGUUUUGAAUAUUGCCAAGGAUGGAGACUACACAACCCUGCUGGGCAACCUGGUCCAGUGUUCCAUCACCCUUGCAGUAAAAAAGCUUUUCUUAUGUUUGGAUGGAAUUUCUUGUAUUUCCGUAUGUCCCCGUUGCCUCUUGUCCUGUCAUUGGGUGUCACUGAGGAGAGUCUUGCUUCGUCUUCUUUAGCCUCUGUCUCCAUCAGGUAUUUAUGCCUAUGGAUAAGAUCCCCCUGAGCCUUCUCCUCUCCAGGCUGAACAGUCUCAGCUCUCUCAGCCUCUCCUCCUAUGGGAGAUGCUCCAGGCCCUUAAUUUAAUCAUCUUUGUGGCUUGACUUGCGCCAGUAGGUCCCGUCUCUCUUGUACUGGCAGACCAAGCCCUCUAGGUGUGACCUCACCAGCACUGAGCAGAGGGGAAGGAUCCCCUCCCUCAACCUGCUGGCAACACUCUUC
Molecule: messenger RNA, 2480 nt
Organism: Struthio camelus australis
Lineage: Eukaryota; Metazoa; Chordata; Aves; Struthioniformes; Struthionidae
Source: RefSeq, a predicted model, not a curated record